Trypanosoma cruzi is the source of this 633-nucleotide messenger RNA. Its product is annotated as mucin TcMUC, putative. NCBI's taxonomy places the organism in Eukaryota, Euglenozoa, Kinetoplastea, Trypanosomatida, Trypanosomatidae. The transcript has a single exon. The coding region runs from base 1 to 633 and encodes 210 amino acids. The record is from RefSeq and is a predicted model, not a curated record.
AUGAUGACUGGCCGUGUGCUCUGCGUCCUGUUGGUGCCUGCACUGAUGUGCUGUUUCUUGUGCGUGUGUGCGACAGCUGCUGCGACGGAGGUGCGUGUGCGGCCUGCCGGUGAUGGCGCGGUGACUGCUGGACACAUGUGGGCAGUGAUGGCUGCGGAAAGUGACCAAUUGGCCGGUGGCUCUGGACGAAAUGGGAGCGUGAACUCUGAGGGCAGUAACAAUCAGGAAGACGAGGAGGGUGGAGGAAACACAGCAAGUGAUGGUCCUACGCCCACGCCCCUUGAAACACUCACUGCUCCGACGGGGAAGGAUCAAUCCAGCAGCGACCCACCGCGAAGUAUCACUUCCAAUCCUUCUGACACUGGUGACGUGUCCGAUUCCCAGACCCAUGCAAGUGGACAGGAGUCUUUGGGCGGAGGGCCCGCUGCAGGCACAACAUCCCCACUCCCCAACUCAUCUCAGCAGGCAGCAGGUGGAGUGCAUGCUGUUGGCGGGAGGACCUCCCAGGGCAGUCAGGCUUCAGGACAAACCGUCACAGGUGUCAGAGACGGCAAAGGCAACACCGCAAGGCGGUGGAGGAGGAGGACCCCGAGCGCAACACGAAGCCGACCACACCACAAAAGAUGGCGGUGA